UCUUUCUGUCAAGUCAAUGUCAAGUGUACCGUAGUUCUGUUUGUUCUGUGUGCAUACUUUCAGUUUGUUUUCAGUAAUAAAAUAAAAGACUCAUGAUGAAUUUAAAAACUGUGGACAUAAUUUACAAUGUUGAUCAAUGCUUAAUUCCAAAAUUAGCGAAAAAUGUUGAUGAAUGUGCUCAUCACGCUGAAUAUGAAAUUCGCAACAAGAAGUUAGACGAAAAUUUUAAUGCACUUCUUACUAGUAUUUCCGAUUACAAUUUAAGGGAUAAUUUAGUUGUAGCGCCGACAAUACUAUCUGCGCUUUAUGUGCUCUAUAAAGAUUUGUUAACUGAAGGUCCAUGGCACACGGAAAAACUUAAAGAAUAUGCGCAAAAAUUGAACUCACAAUGCGACCUUUUAUAUGAAAUAACAUUAGAAAGUUUGUUAACAAACGAUCAUAUGUUUAAUAAACAGAUUAUAUUUGACGAAAGCAUACUUAUGCUGCAUCAUAGGCUCUCUUGUAAUGAUUUCAAAAAGCAUCCAAGUCUUAUUGAUGUGUAUUGUUCAGUGGUAGAAGGAAUUCAGAAUUAUAAGAAUGUAAUAGUGAGUGUGAAGGCAUUGCCGGUCUGUUUAUAUCUCAUAGAUGACUACCUUAUUGAUAAUAAAAAGAAAGGCCUUAACUGUUGCAGGAUUAUUUUGGAAAACUUGCCAACAGAUACAUUCGCGCAAGGAAACUACUAUGAAGUGAUCUACGCUUGUGUGAAGAAAGUCUCGGUGGAGAGGGACUUAGAAAUCACCAGGUUGGUGGUGGACUGUCUCAUACAACUGCUCAUAUCACUGCCGAAUGAUAUUCAAUUUAAGUACGCAGCCGCUGAUGAGCUCUACGGGAAAACCCUCGAACAGAUACUAACAGAAUCCAACCUAUACAGAAAAGCAGUGUUAUUCAAUUAUACUAGACAGUUGAUUAUGAUAAAUGGAGUGAACUGUGUUGGCAGGAAAGCAUUCCAUGCAGUCAUAAAUGAGAAUUUGGACAUCAGCUGUAAUGAUGGAGUCAAGGAAAUCCUGCUACAACCCGUAGUAGAGUGCCUGGAAGAGUGGAUACUGCACUGUUGGUGUGCAUGGAGGCUGAACACAGGUAGACAAGUCUUGUCUAUACUGUUCAAAAUUCUCUACAUUUGCAGCAAAGAAGAUCUAUCAGAGAGAAUCGUCAAAAUAAUUGCAACCCUCAUACUCCUCUGUGAAGAAGCAGACAGGGAGAAAAUAAUGAAUAAUCUACAAAAAUCACAGAUAAAUAAUAAAAUAUUACAAGACAAAGUGAACAUGGUAAAUAAAUAUGUCAGUUUAAAUAAAAUAUAGUUUAUUAAUUUAAAAUAUCACAAAAUAAAUGUUCUUUGAAGUAAA
Pectinophora gossypiella (pink bollworm) is the source of this 1382-nucleotide messenger RNA. RefSeq lists its product as uncharacterized. Bases 93 to 1337 code for a protein of 414 amino acids. The transcript has 5 exons. The record is from RefSeq and is a predicted model, not a curated record. Lineage: Eukaryota; Metazoa; Arthropoda; Insecta; Lepidoptera; Gelechiidae.